ACGUAUGCGCAGUAUUUCUGCGACGUAUGUAUAGCAUGGAUUUGUCAUAAUAGUUCGUGGUAAAACUCAGAUGAAGUAAUAAUUUGUGUAUCAAAAUAAAAGUGGCAAAUAUUCUAUAGAAUUGAACAUGUUAUCAUAAACACGUUAUUUGUAUAAGAUUAGAAUUUCGAUAUAGUACUUAUACUAAUAUUUUUAAUAUGACAUGACAAUUUAAAUAAUCGUGACUGUUUUGUAUUCGUAAAUAAUCAUAGUUAUAAUUUAAAAAAGAAAUGGAUUUGGUAUAUGGUCACUAUAAUCAGAACGCUUCAGAAAAAAUUAAUAUAAAGGAAUAUUUUGAAAAAUAUUCCAGUAUUAUGAAGCCUUUUUAUCUUAGUUGUUUGGCUACAACAAAAGAUCAAUCUAUUCUUAAAAUAAUGAAAAAUGAUUUAGGAAAUGAGGAAAUGGAUUUGUUGUCAGAGUACUGCAGCGAAGAAAAUUUAACUGUACCUGGAGAGGUUCCUAGAAUGAAAGAAAAUCUACCAAUAAAAAACAAAGAUUUACGUAAAGUAUCUAUGAUUACAGAAGAUAUUAACUUAGAAACUAUACGGCAGUUGAAAAAGAGGAAAGAAUCGAAGGAUCAAUAUCUUUUUAAAUUUACUAGUGAACUAUUUAUUAAGCAUGGAAAGAUCAACAAACAUAAUGAAAACACAAUUGACCUUGCUGUACCGUAUGAAGAUAUUUUUAUUGAUAUUAGAAUAUAUGAACCUUUUAUGCAUUCAUCAAAUCAAAUGAAAAGUAAUUACAAAAAGACAAAACCUACCCUGAAAUAUGUGAUAACAAUAUUAGGAAAACAGACGCUUGCUGAAUUGCGUGAUAAAAUAAAAUGCUUAUCAGAUUUAACAAUUCCAAUAGAAACCAGUGAUAAUCCUAAUCAACCGUUUCAACCAAUGGCAAAAGAUGUGUACAAGUCAGGCUUCUUUUAUAUAGAAGAUACAUUUUACAAUGACUUUAGAGAUCCAGCAAAUAUAGAUUAUAGUAAAGUAAUAAUAGAAUGGGCAAAGGCAAAACAAUUAGGACCAUUUAAUACUGAUUCUAUGGAAAAAGUUACAUUAGAUUCCCUUUCUGUAAGAUUUGGCUAUCCAUGGGUAUACCAGCAUCAAGGUUUCUGCGAACAUCUCAUUAUAUUCAGUGAUGCAAGACUGGUACAACCUUAUGACGAAUUACAUAUAUCUGCAUAUCCAAGAAUACAAAGGAUUAGACCCCAAAGAGCUAAUUACUGUUUUAUGUGCGGACUUCUGCCUGUUCGAUGGAUUACAACAGAUCAUGAUAGAGUACCUCAUAAUCCUUGCUUUUUUUGUGAAAGUUGUUUCAAAUCAUACAAUUACAUUGAUGGUAAAAAGAUUGGAAAUUUUAAAGCAUACCGCUAUCCCUGUGAUUCUAAUCUUAUGAGAGAAGAAGAAGAAGAAGAGGAAGAAGAAGAAGAAAACGAAAAAAAAGAUAUUACGUAAAUAUUAAUGUAAUUCUAACCAUUUCAAAUAUAAAUAUAUUAAAAACAAUGUAUAAAAAAUGUACAAAAAUAAAAUUAUUUUACUGAUCGUUUUAAUGAUCGCAAUUUUUUUAAAUUUUCUUUUGCACUGUGCGAAUGUGGGUUGAAUUCCAAUGCUUUUUUAUACAUAUAUUCUGCUUCACUGAUUUUAUUCCAACGAUGAUACAAUACACCUACAAAAAUAGAUAAUGUAGUAGCUUGUGUGGAUAUUAAUACAUAAUAUGUUCUAUGUACAACAAUAUCAUUUAUUAUUAAAUAUAUACAAGGCGGAAAAAACGUACCUAAAUUUGUAUAGAACAUAGGAUCUGUUGGAUUCCUUAAUAUUGCUUGUUUAAAAUGUAUCUCUGCUUCUGAAAAUCUACCUACUUUACCUAAUAUAUUAGCAAUGUUAAAAUAUAUUGAUGCAUAAUCAGGAACGUAUUUUAAAGCUUCAUUUGCAAUUUUCAGUGCUUCUUCUGACAUACCUACGAAUACAAUAUAAAUCAUCAAAUUAAUUAUAAUCUUUUUAUUAACUAUACAAAAAAAUUUAAUUCACAUACCUAGAUCAUCUAACAGUAUUAUCAUAUUUGUCCAUGCUCUUCUAUGAGUUACUUUUAAUUUUGUUGCAUUUGUCCAAGCUGUCAAUGCUUUGUGAUAUUGUUUUUGUUCUAAAUACUACAAUAACAAAUAUUAGAAGUACUUACUGAACUUUUAAUAGUAAUUUGUUAAUUAAAAUUAACCAAUAUGUUUAUAUAUGUGUAAAUAUAAUUUCUUAAAAAAUGAUGUUAUUUUCUUUACCAAAACACCUAAAUUAUAAUAACAAUCAGGAUACUUGGGUUUUUGAGACAGUGCAGUUAAAUAACUCUUUUCAGAUUCUUCAUAUCUUUUAAGUGCAGAUAAAAUU
This is a messenger RNA of Vespa velutina, 2408 nucleotides long. RefSeq names its product snRNA-activating protein complex subunit 3 (gene Pbp49). Gene Ontology annotation, biological process: snRNA transcription by RNA polymerase III; snRNA transcription by RNA polymerase II. Bases 270 to 1487 code for a protein of 405 amino acids. The record is from RefSeq and is a predicted model, not a curated record. Lineage: Eukaryota; Metazoa; Arthropoda; Insecta; Hymenoptera; Vespidae. The transcript has 5 exons. Gene Ontology annotation, cellular component: snRNA-activating protein complex. Gene Ontology annotation, molecular function: RNA polymerase II cis-regulatory region sequence-specific DNA binding; core promoter sequence-specific DNA binding; bent DNA binding.